UGAAGGAAAAGAAAAAAGAUCGUUGCUAAACUUGCUUAAGUAAACACCCAGCGUUCUAUCGUAACUGGUGAGCGUCUCCUAGCGAACGGACCAGAAUAUUGAAUUUAUGCAUCUUCAACAAAUAAAGACAUGAAUUCUUGCCCACAACCAACGAACAGUAAAAGACUUUCGGAUAUUAGUAUAUUGUCUGCUGCUCCGGAAAUGCAAAAAUGCAUCGAGAGAGAAAAAUACAGACAAAAACACGACAGUAUCCAAGACCGUUUCGGUGACAGGUGGAACUCCAAGCUCGAAAGAAAUACGUCGGACGGACUUGUUGCCUGUAACUACCCUAUUACCAAAUGCUGCGCCAUUUCUGAUUCUGCAUCUUCAGUUUUAUCCGACGAUGUUCCAUUUGUCUUUAAGAAUCCAAAGAUUUCGUUUAAAGGCGCCGAAGAACGAAGUUUGGCACUCCUUCAGAAUCUUUCACUAAAUCGUUCCCAUGUAUCGUCUGACGAGGAAUGUGCUGUAUUAAAAACUAGUAAUAUCGUAAAAAAUGCACCAUUGACGAAGGGUGCUAAGACGGAAGAGCAUUUAUUAAGAUCCAUUAAUGCUCCUUUCAAUAUUCAAAACCUAGGCAGAAACACAAAAGACAAAAACUCUAUCGCGGGUAAUAUCAACUACAGCGCUCUGAAAAAAAGUAGCAAGGCUAAUUACAAGUCUAAAUCAUUGCCGUUGGAUGAUGACUUAUUGGUUUCUGACGAAGAUGGCUUCUCUGAACAUAUGAUUGUUGUAAAGAAAGAUGAUAAUUGGGGGUCUACAAGCGACUUGAAUGAUGAAGCUCAAUAUUUUCCUCUGAGGGAAAAAUCAAACAAACUGAAAGACAAUGCGAUUACUACAGAUUUGGAACCUGACUGCAUCAGUCUGAGACACCAAAUUGAAAACAUUGAGGCCAAUAUGACCAUCGAGGCCAUCAAACAAGGAGAAGGAGCGUUGUUAGAACGAUGUGAGGAACUCCGUGAACAGUUGGUAAAAGAACGCGCCCUCACCUGUAAGCUGAUCACCCAGAAAACCAUUGCUGAACAACGGACUAAAAUAGCAGAAAGCAAACUGGAGAAUCAACAAGAAUGGAAAAACAAAACAUUGGAAGAUGUGGAAAUUGCUCGGAAAAACAUCAAACAAAUCUCCGAUGUCUACUCCGAAUUAAUUGCUCAGAUGAGGAACGAAAAGAAGGUGAACAAUACUUUACAGCAAAAAAUUCAACGAGACAGAAAAAAGAGAAAACGGUUCAAAGAGGAAACACUUGAUCUGAAACGUAAAACAGAGCAAAUGAAUAAAUGUAGGAUGGCCGUUGAGGGUGAAAAGGAAGAGUUGAAAAAGGAUCUGAAGCGUCAAGAAGAAAUCAUACAACAGUGCCGAAGCGAAAACGGAGAACUGACUAAGAAACUCCAGAAAGAGAAACAGAUCAAACAGAAAGCUAUGUAAGAAUCUCUCUCUAUCUGUCUGUCU
Octopus bimaculoides (California two-spot octopus) is the source of this 1485-nucleotide messenger RNA. RefSeq lists its product as uncharacterized. NCBI's taxonomy places the organism in Eukaryota, Metazoa, Mollusca, Cephalopoda, Octopoda, Octopodidae. The record is from RefSeq and is a predicted model, not a curated record.